Messenger RNA from Leucoraja erinaceus (little skate), 5448 nucleotides. RefSeq lists its product as uncharacterized. NCBI's taxonomy places the organism in Eukaryota, Metazoa, Chordata, Chondrichthyes, Rajiformes, Rajidae. The transcript is spliced from 2 exons. The record is from RefSeq and is a predicted model, not a curated record. The coding region runs from base 430 to 1389 and encodes 319 amino acids.
CUCAACAACCUAAGGGCUGAAAAUAUGAAUGAACACUUUUGUGAAAAACUCCAAGGAGGAUUUCCCUAACAUUUAUCAAAUAGUGACAUGGGCUUUAUUUUAUCCAUGUGAGAGGGCCUUGGGUUGAAUGUUUCAACACCGCCCUGAAGUAUUGGUCAGAUUCACACACACACAUCUCUGGAGUGGGACUUGACAUGAAGAUCUUCAGAUUGAGUGCACAAGCCCCCCCCCCACACACACCAAGCCAAGACAAGACAAGGACACGAACAGGCCACAAACACAUGCGUUUAUAGUCCAAACUAUUCAGAAGCUGCACUGAUCAUUACGAUUCUCUUGCUUUUCUUUCAGGUGUGCCUGCUGGAAGCAGUUGCAUCCUUUGGUACGGCAUCGCUGGUUGUCAUCUACCUUCCCCAAUAUGACAUCCUCACAAUGGUGUUCAUUUCCAACAGUAUUUGUCUCAUCCCAUCCAUACUACAAGUGAUCUCUCUAAACAUCAGCCAUCGCUUCAAAGUUGCAGCCCCUCUGGCCGGGCUUCUCCUUCUCUUGGGCGGCUAUGGUAUCUUUCUCUUUGUCCAGAUUUCCUUUCUGAAGAGACACGAUGGGAUGUCCUUGGGUCUUGUCAUUUUGUUCUCAGUUUUAACUUCCCUAACCUGGUGGGAGAACUUCAUCUCCAACUGGAAGCAUCCAGUAUUUAGACGUCUGAGAUCUGACGUGGAUAAAUGCAGGAACGUGAUGAGCCUGUGCAUAAGUGUAGUGAGAACUCUUGUUACUGCCUGUGUUGUGGGAGCUUUGAUUCCUCUUCGGGGGCUAGAGUGGGCGACUAUCACUGACGUUGCAUCCCAUGAACUCAGAAUAAUCCUGGGCCUUCUGGGGGUGCAGGCCGGGGCAUCGGUCUUGUGUUCCUGGUUUGGGGGCGUUGCAUGUAAGAUCCACGCAGUGAAGCGAAGCUUUGGUCUCCCUUUGAUCCUCAAUACUCCCGUGGUGCUGGCUGCUUUCCUGGCAGUGUUUAGUGUUCAUUACAAUGAGUUUCUGCAGACAAACAACGGUUUGAAUCUCUCAGAUUUCUGUGCCAGUUCCAUUGGUGUUGCAGAUAAUACACCUCGUGUGGAGGUCCUGUAUUCAGAAAUCAUUCGCAGCAUCUGCAACCAGGGAGAUAUAGUCAAUGUGCUCAGUGUGAGUUUAGUGGGAGCUGCUGGGGCAUGUUGGUGGGUUGGACUCAUCCUCACAACAAUCUACGUGUGGACCCAGAACGUCAACAGAAUACAGCGGACGUCAGAGACCUUUGUUCGGAGAAUGUACGAAGCUGCCUUCUUGGAACAAUCCAUGCUGCUGAACACAAGGCUUCACAUCAUUCCACAGUGCACAGAGAAGAGCGAUCCAAGGUACUGAUACUGUGGUGUGAUGGCUAGUUAAUUGGUCCCAUCACCAUUCUAUUCCUAUUUCUGUUCCUACUUAAAUUGUUUUACUCUUGAUCGAAUUUUAAAUUAUAUCCCCUUCUGCAAUUCUCCCGCUCAUUAACACUAUCCUGCAUGCACUGCGGACAAUUUUACAGUUAUGCCAAGCCAAUUAACCUACAAACCUGUAUGUCUUUGAAGUAUGGGGGCACCCAUAGUCGGGAUUGAACCCAGGUCUCUGGCGCUGUAAGCACUGCAAGACAGCAAAUCUACCGCUGGGCCACAGUGUCGCCCCUUUUGUGGUUGUGAUUUCCAUGUUCUUGACAUUUCCUGAAGGGGAAUUUCACAUCAGUUCUUCUUUGAAAUAAUAUUCAGAGAACUUUAAAACCAGACCAACCAUGCUACAUUUUCAUCUUUAGUGUGGUUGUGUUAGCCUGCCUGAUAUUUUCUAGUACUACCAUUGUACAAGUACAACCUGUCCACAUCUGGUUCACUCAAAUAAUAAUUGAAGUCAAAAUUCUGCCUGUUGCUAUUAAUUUAUUUUUAUUCUGCAGGAAAAUGAGACGAGAAAAUCUGAUGAUUUAUAUAUGUGCUACGUUGUGGCAUGAAACUGCUGGGGAAAUGCUCCGUUUAAUAUCUUCACUGUUCAGGCUGGACAGAUUCAGGGGACAGCGCUGGAAGACUUCGGAUAAAAGUGAUGACAGCUUUGACUUUGAAGUCCACGUCAUGUUUGACGAUGCCUUCAAGAAUGUUACAGACAGGGAGGCGGGCACCAAGAAGAGAGUGAUUAAUGAAUAUGUUGAGUCACUUAUCCGUGCUAUCGAUGAAACUUACAGGUAUGGAAACAAUGCUUCUCUUCUGCUUCUGAGCUUUGCUUCUGACAACCAAGACUUUGCAGAAAACCUGACUCUAGAAGCAUAUUGCACUAGGUUUAAUUUUCAUUUUUAAUUAUAGAGUUAAGGAGUCAGUGUUGGCUGCACAGAAACCGGAUUUUUGGCCCAACUCGUCAAUGCCGACCAAGAUAUGCCAUCUAAGCUCGUCUCAUUUCCCUGCACUAAGCCCAAGUCCCUCUAAACCUUUCCUACCCAUUUUCUUGCCCAAGUGCCUGUUAAAAUAUUUAUUGCAUUUGCCUCAACUCCAUUCUCUGGCAUAGAUGCACCACCUUCUGUGUAAAAUACUUGCCCCUCGACUUCCUAUUAAAUGUUUCCAUUAUUGCUCUUGACUCCCCUACGCUGGGAAAAAGACUGUGUGCGUUUAUUCCCCUCAUGAGUUUUGCACCCUAGGAUCACACUUCAGUCUCCUACACUAGAAUCCUAGCUUGCCCAACAUCUUCCCAUAGCACAGGGUCGUAAAUCCGGGCAAUAUUGUUGUACAUUUCUUUGCACACUUUCUAGCUUAACGGGAUUUCUAUAGCACGAUGAACAAAUCUGAACACAAUUCUCCAGAUGCAGCCUCAUCCACCUCUUGUACAACUGUAACAUCAUGUUACAACAUCUAUACUCAAUUCUCUGACAAACCUUCUGGAAUUUCUUGAGGAUAUAACUAGGAAAAUGGACAAGGGAGAGAGCCAGUGGAUGUAGAGAGCCUGGACUUUCAGAAAGCAUUUGAUAAGGUGACAUGGAUAGAAAAUUGGCUGGCAGACAGGAACUAAAGAGUAGGUGAUUAACAAGUCCCUUUCAGAAUGGCAGGUAGUUACUAGUGGGGUACUGCAAGGCUCGGUGCUGGGACCGCAGCUAUUUACAAUAUAUAUUAAUGAUUUAGAUGAAGGGAUUAAAAGUAACAUUAGCAAAUUUGCUGAUGACACAAAGCUGGGUGGCAGUAUAAACUGUGAGGAGGAUGCUAUGAGGAUGCAGAGUGACUUGGACAAGUUGGGUGAGUGGGCAGAUGCAUGGCAGAUGCAGGUUAAUGUGGAUAAAUGUGAGGUUAUCCAUUUUGGUGGCAAAACAGGAAGGCAGAUUAUUAUCUAAAUAGUGUCAAGUUGAGAAAAGGGGAAGUACAACGGGAUCUGGGGGUUCUUGUUCAUCAGUCACUGAAAGUAAGCGUGCAGGUACAGCAGGCAGUGAAGAAAGCAAAUGACAUGUUGGCCUUUAUAACAAGAGAAGUUGAGUAUAGGAGCAAAGAUGUCCUUUUGCAGUUGUACAGGGCCCUAGUGAGAACACACCUGGAGUAUUGUGUGCAGUUUUGGUCUCCAAAUUUGAGGAAGGACAUUCUUGCUAUUGUGGGAGUGCAGCGUAGAUUCACAAGGUUAAUUCCCGGGAUGGCGGGACAGUCAUAUUUUGAUAGAAUGGAGCGGUUGGGCUUUUAUAUUCUGGAAUUUAGAAGGAUGAGAAGGGAUCUUAUUGAAACAUGGAAGAUUAUUAAGGGUUUGGACAUGCUAGAGGCAGGAAACAUGUUCCCGAUGUUGGGGAAGUCCAGAAACAGAGUUUAAGAAUAAGGGGUAAGCCAUUUAGAACGGAGAUGAGGAAAUACCUUUUCACACAGAGAGUUGUGAGUCUGUGGAAAUCUCUGCCUCAGAGGGUGGUGGAGACUGGUUCUCUGAAUGCUUUCAAGACCACUACACCACGAGUUCAAAAGUAUCGAUUUUCUCCAUGCCGAUCAAUUUUUGCUCGCAGAAAGUUUUUCUGGGAUUUGUUCAUGUUCAUGUUCAUAGUUUAUUCAUGUGGGAUUUGCAAUUGACCAUCCCUAACUGAUUUGGAGACCCAAAUUCCACAUGUCUCCAAUAACUUAUAAACUUCUACAAAUGCACCAUUGGAAGGAUACUGUUGGGUUGCAUCUCAGUUUGGUUUGUGAACCGCUCUGCUCACGACCACAAGUAACUACAGGGAAUUGCGGAUGUAGCCCAGUCUAUCACACACAGACCAGUUCCCCAACCGUUGAUUCCAUCUAUACUUACCUUGGAAAAGUAUCCGGCAUAUAUCAAAGACUUAUCCCACAGUUCUCAUUCCUUCUUUUUCCUGCUCCAAUCAGACAGGAGAUAUAAAAGUGGGAAAGUGCGUAACACCAGACUCAGGAAUAGCUUCUCCAUCUCGGUUAUCAAGCUUCUGAACGGUCCUUCCUUUAGCUAGAUUACCGUUUGAUUCCUUUCUACUCCAUUGCCGAUAUUGAACUUCACCUCUGGAAUAUGUGUGCUACAAUGCUGAGAACAAUAUUUUGCAGUCUCUAUAGAGUCAUAGAGUCAUAGAGUGAUGCAGUGUGGAAACAGGCCCUUUGGCCCAACUUGCUCACACCGGCCAACAUGUCCCAGCUACAUUAGUCCCACCUGCCUGCUUUUGGUCCAUAUCCUUCCAAAAUGUCCUAUCCAUGUACCUAUCUAACUGCUUCUUAAAUGUUGGGAUAGUCCCAGCCUCAACUAUCUCAUCUGGCAGCUUGUUCCAUACACCCACCACCCUUUAUAACCAUAUAACCAUAUAACAAUUCCAGCACGGAAACAGCCAUCUAGAACCUACAAGUCCGUGCCGAACAAUUAUUUUCACCUAGUCCCAUCUACCUACACUCAGACCAUAACCCUCCAUUCCUUUCCCAUCCAUAUAACUAUCCAAUUUAUUCUUAAAUGGUGAAAUUGAACCUGCCUCCACCACUUCCACUGGAAGCUCAUUCCGCACAGCUACCACUCUCUGAGUAAAGAGGUCCCCCCUCAUGUUACCCUUAAUUCUGAAGUCAUGUCCUCUUGUUUGAAUCGCCCCUAAACUCAAUGGGAAAAGCUUGUCCACGUCAACUCUGUCUAUCCCUCUCAUCAUUUUAAAGACCUCUAUCAAGUCCCCCUUUUGUGUGAAAUAGUUACCCCUCAGAUUACUAUUAAAUCUUUUCCCCUUCACCUUAAACCUAUGUCCUCUGGUCCUCGAUUCACCUACUCUGGGCAAGAGACUCUGUGCUUCUACCCCAUCUAUUCCUCUAUUAUUCCCUUUGUAAUUCAGUUCAGCCUGAUUGUGUUUAUAUGUAGUAUUAUGUGCACGCAAUACAUAUCUUUUUACUGUACCUUGGUACACGUGACAAUAAAAAAAAAAAAUGUAAAGACCAUGAUGUCCUUGUGAUUAUUAACAUCGCUGUGUUUUAG